Molecule: messenger RNA, 1842 nt
Organism: Leptopilina boulardi
Lineage: Eukaryota; Metazoa; Arthropoda; Insecta; Hymenoptera; Figitidae
Gene: RnrS
Product: ribonucleoside-diphosphate reductase subunit M2 B
Exons: 7
Coding region: 193-1305 (370 amino acids)
Biological process (GO): deoxyribonucleotide biosynthetic process
Cellular component (GO): cytosol
Molecular function (GO): ribonucleoside-diphosphate reductase activity, thioredoxin disulfide as acceptor
Source: RefSeq, a predicted model, not a curated record
AUGAGGUAGUAUUUACCUCUCAUUUUUUUAGAUCAUCAUUUGUUUAUUCUUCCACUCUCUUGUUGGUUGACUUACGUUUUACCGCCUUUUCCUUAUUAUUUCCUUUAUAUUAAAGAGUGCAAAGUUAUGUGCAAUUGUUAAUCGCAGCUGAUAUAUUUUAUUGGAUUUUGGAAUUAUCUGUUAAUUUAUAAAAUGGCUCUAUUAAUGUCAACCAAAGAAAAUUUAUCUCCGAAGAAACGUUGCGUUUCUCCGAGGAUUACCCAAGAGAAUGGAAAAAAAUCAGAUAUUGACGCAACAAAGGCUGUAAAGAAUCUUAAUCUAAAAGACAGUUCUUUUAAUAUUGAAUUGGAACCACUAUUGAAAGAAAAUCCUCGUAGAUUUGUUGUAUUUCCUAUUCAAUGGCCAGAUAUUUGGCAGAUGUAUAAAAAAGCUGAGGCUUCUUUUUGGACUGUUGAAGAAGUUGAUUUAUCCAAGGAUUUGGCAGAUUGGAAAAAAUUAACGGAUGACGAACGGAAAUUUAUUUCCCAUAUUUUAGCUUUCUUUGCUGCUUCUGACGGUAUAGUUAAUGAAAAUCUUGUGGAACGUUUUAGCCAAGAAGUUCAAGUAACAGAGGCCCGUUGUUUUUAUGGAUUCCAAGUAGCCAUGGAAAAUGUUCACUCGGAAAUGUAUUCUCUACUAAUAGACACAUAUAUUAGUGACAUUAAACAAAGAGAUUUUCUUUUCAAUGCUAUUGAAACUUUACCAUGCGUUGCAAAAAAAGCACAAUGGGCUUUAAAUUGGAUAAGUCAUGAAUCUGCUACAUUUGCUGAACGCGUAAUUGCAUUUGCGGCAGUAGAAGGAAUAUUUUUCAGCGGUAGUUUUGCAUCAAUUUUCUGGUUAAAAAAGAGAGGAUUAAUGCCUGGGCUUACAUUUAGUAACGAACUUAUUUCUAGGGAUGAGGGAUUACAUUGUGAUUUUGCAUGUUUAAUGUUUAAACAUAUUAUUCAAAAACCCAGUAAAGAACGAGUGAUUUCAAUAAUAAAAGACGCAGUGUCUAUAGAACAAGAAUUUUUGACUGAUGCUUUACCAGUGGAAAUGAUCGGCAUGAAUUGCAAAUUAAUGUGCCAGUACAUAGAAUUUGUUGCCGAUAGACUGCUUCUCGAAUUGGGAUGUCCUAAAGUUUACGGUUCUGAAAAUCCAUUUGAUUUCAUGGAGCAUAUUUCUCUUGAAGGAAAAACGAAUUUCUUUGAGAAGAAAGUUGGCGAAUAUCAAAAAUGGGGUGUUAUGCAAGAAAAGAGUAAUUUCACUCUAACAGCUGACUUUUAAAGUGCAAUUUUAUAAAUGGACAUUGAUAUAUAUUUUUUUAAAAAAAUCUUUUGAAUGUCCGAGAAAUAGUUUAAUUUAUGUUUAUUUGUCUACAGAAAAUGUAACAUUUCGACGUUAAAGUCUAAAGCAUCUUUUUUUUUUAAUACACUGAAAGCUCGAUCGAGGGGACAAAACUUUUAUGCUCGGUAAUCUUUCUUUUAAAUAAAAUUUUUGUCAUUUUUUUCUAAUACUAUUUAUUUAUAUUACAUAAUCUAUUUUUUCUUUAGACACCUUUCGCCUAUAAAAACCAAUUUGUAAACAAAUGCACUUUGAUCGAACUUCCAGUGUAUAUGGUUUUUUUUUUGCUGCGACUGUAAUUUCUUAGUGACAUUUAAAAGAAUUAUGCGAACUAUUAGUAUUAUUUUGACGCCGACUUUUAUGUCUUAAGUUGUAACAUUAUGUUUAUAAGAUAAGUUCACAUAAUAUAAAUUUGUAAUCCAUGAAAUAAUUUAGAACCUUGUUAUAUUAAAACAUAUUUUAUAAAUUAAAUAAGAAAAA